This is a messenger RNA of Prunus armeniaca (apricot), 321 nucleotides long. The record is from the annotation of a GenBank genome assembly. Lineage: Eukaryota; Viridiplantae; Streptophyta; Magnoliopsida; Rosales; Rosaceae.
AUGGACAUGGUGGCAGGAUUGGUGGAUGAGAAGCCAUUGGUGAUCUUCAGCAAGAGUUCAUGUUGCAUGAGUCACUCAACAAAGUCAUUCCUACGUGGGUUUGGGGCAAACCCUACAGUUUACGAGCUGGAUCAAAUGCCGAACGGGCAGCAAAUCGAAAGGGCGCUGCUUCAGCGGGGUUGCAGGCCAAGUGUACCAGCUGUGUUCAUAGGCCAAGAGUUGGUGGGAGGUACGAACACAGUCAUGAGUCUCCAUGUACAGAACAGGCUUGUCCCUUUGCUUAUGAGAGCUAAAGCUAUUUGGAUUUGGAACGAUCGAUGA